This is a messenger RNA of Peromyscus leucopus (white-footed mouse), 747 nucleotides long. Its product is annotated as cytochrome c oxidase assembly factor 3 homolog, mitochondrial. Bases 54 to 380 code for a protein of 108 amino acids. NCBI's taxonomy places the organism in Eukaryota, Metazoa, Chordata, Mammalia, Rodentia, Cricetidae. The record is from RefSeq and is a predicted model, not a curated record. Gene Ontology annotation, biological process: mitochondrial respiratory chain complex IV assembly. Gene Ontology annotation, cellular component: mitochondrial inner membrane. The transcript has 2 exons.
GACUACUAUUCCCGGCGAGUUCCGGGCUGGGCGGCUUAGGGCGGAGCAGCAACAUGGCGGCCUCCGGAGCUGGCGACCCUCUGAAUGCUAAGGAUGGAAAUGCCCCGUUCGCUCAGCGCAUCGACCCAUCGCGGGACAAAUUGACCCCCGCGCAACUGCAGUUUAUGCGGCAGGUGCAGCUUUCCCAGUGGCAGAAAACACUGCCACAGCGGCGGACCCGGAACAUCGUGACCGGCCUGGGCAUCGGGGCCGUGGUAUUAGCUAUUUAUGGUUACACCUUCUAUUCAGUGGCUCAGGAACGUUUCCUUGAUGAGCUGGAAGAUGAAGCCAAAGCAGCCCGAGCCCGAGCUCUUGAGAGGGAAAGAGCGGCAGGACCCUAACUGUACGGACCAUCUUCAAACUGCUGGAGCCCCUGUACAUGUUAUAUGACGCCUGGGUGAGCUCACAACAUCGCUGGUGUACUAACUUCGGACGAUGGUUGAGCCCAAGAAGCCAAAGACUGUGCAUUUGGCCACUGCCAAAGGGGCUUACGCAUUUUACAGGCAGUUUGUACAGUUACUCAGCCUUCUUAUUUCCUUGUUUGAGAGGUAUGCGACCUUGCCUUUCCCCAAACUUUGUGGUUUACCCCUUCACCUCCCAGGGGCCCAACUGUUAAGGGGGAGGGUGUGGCGUAUCUGCAGAGUUGGAACCUAAAGUGGGAAAGAUAGGGUCAAAUUAAGAGUAAUAAAAUGAGUCAUCUCUCCUGAA